Penicillium odoratum is the source of this 387-nucleotide messenger RNA. RefSeq names its product nuclear transport factor 2 family protein. The record is from RefSeq and is a predicted model, not a curated record. The transcript has a single exon. Bases 1 to 387 code for a protein of 128 amino acids. NCBI's taxonomy places the organism in Eukaryota, Fungi, Ascomycota, Eurotiomycetes, Eurotiales, Aspergillaceae.
AUGCCAACCAUACACGAGCGAAUCCGUGAGGAGAUCCUCAGAAAAGAGCGCGCUCUCUGGACAGCGCUCACAUCGGCUGAUCCACCACCACAAAUCAAAAAACUGAGCAACCCGGAAGUCGUCUUAUUGUUCCCGAAAAUGCCAAUCCUCACCUUGGAAGACGAAGAACAAUUCGACGAAUGCUUGAAACCUCCAUUCCAUCGCUUUGACGGAUUCCAACUUGAUGAUGUGCGCACGAUUAUUAUUGACUUGAUGGCGGGAUCUAUCACAUAUAAGGUUUAUGCUGUUCGUGGGGAUCAAGAAUAUCGAGCGACGGGCUCUACUACUUGGAGUCAAGCGGCGGACGGUGAAUGGCGGAUUGUGACGCAUCAUGAGACUCUUUUGUAG